Molecule: messenger RNA, 1163 nt
Organism: Vespula pensylvanica (western yellowjacket)
Lineage: Eukaryota; Metazoa; Arthropoda; Insecta; Hymenoptera; Vespidae
Product: E3 ubiquitin-protein ligase RNF185-like
Exons: 5
Coding region: 463-1002 (179 amino acids)
Biological process (GO): ubiquitin-dependent protein catabolic process
Cellular component (GO): endoplasmic reticulum
Molecular function (GO): metal ion binding; ubiquitin-like protein conjugating enzyme binding; ubiquitin protein ligase activity
Source: RefSeq, a predicted model, not a curated record
UACUAUUACUAUUCUUAUUAUUAUAAUAUCGUUAUGAAGGAAAUUCUUUAAUUGUUUAACGUAGACGAUAAUUUGACGAAACACGUACAAGGAUAUACGAUUGAAAUUUGUCGACUUCAAGGACAUCUCGUUAAAACGCACAAUCUAAACGUACUCGUUGGUCAAACCCCUUUACGUGUUGAUCCACGAACAUCCGUUUUACAUUUUACAUUGGAAAAAUAAUUUACUGUUGAUGCUUGCGCAAUCGUUCCGUUACAAGAAACGCGUGAUUCGUCGAAAGAAACAAAUAGAUAGUGAAUAAGAGAGGAGAACGAGAGAGAAAAAGAGACGGAGUUACGUUUUCCCUCUCUCUCUCUCUCUUUUUUAUAUAUACGAAGAAACGCCAGUGGGAGAAAAUAAAUGGCCGAAGGAGUCGUCUUUAAGUCGUUGGAUCGAAGAAAUAAUUAGAACUGGAUAAGUACAAUGAAGGAACAAGCUGGGCCUUCCAGGCCUUCCGGGUCUGCUACGGAAGAAAAGGAGAAGGAUGAUAGAAUGUUUGAAUGUAACAUUUGUCUGGAUACGGCCAAGGAUGCGGUUGUAAGCAUGUGCGGACAUUUGUUCUGCUGGCCUUGUUUACAUCAGUGGCUAGAGACUCGCCCAACACGGCAAGUAUGUCCAGUUUGCAAAGCUGCUAUUAGCAAAGAGAAAGUCAUUCCAUUGUAUGGACGUGGAGCAACAAAACAUGAAGAUCCAAGAAAUAACGUUCCACCCCGUCCUGCUGGACAGAGAUCAGAACCUGAAACCAAUUUGGGAUUCUCUGGAUUUGGAUUUGGUGAUGGUUCAUACAUGUCUUUUGGAAUUGGAACAUUUCCAUUUGCAUUUUUCACAUCUACAUUUAAUUUUGGAGAUACUCGACCAAGUGCUGCUCCACGAGGCACUCCACAAUAUGAAGAAGAGCAUUUCUUGUCAAAGAUAUUUUUAUGGUUAUCAAUGAUAUUCAUCUGCUGGCUGCUAAUGGCGUAACACUUUUUUAAGUUUCACUGUAUGUCGUAAUUUUUACUAUUAUUCGGUCAGUCCAUUAUACGUGUGCUCAUACAUAAUUUUCCCUAUUUGUAAUAAUCUUUGUCAAACGUAUAACAACUAUACCCCUGCUUGGAUAAAUAAAUAUAUAAAUAGUUACACUA